UAGUGAUACAGUUCAAACAGAAUCCCAUCCAAACAUCUCUGGAGGUAUUUUUUUAUUAUAUUUUUCCUCAGGGUCUUUCCGGUCUGAGGACAGAAACAUGAUGCUCAGUCCAGACCAGCCCGGGUCCGACCUGUCCUGGACACAUCCGGACACGGACACGGAGACCCUCCUGGACACAUUCAACGUGCCCGAGGACUCAGAGGGCAGAGCGCGCUCUGUGCACGUGCCCGCCCUCAGCAGAGAGGAGAAGAGACGCAAGAGGCGCGCGACCGCGAAAUAUCGAUCCGCGCACGCCACCAGGGAGCGGGUGCGCGUGUUGGCCUUCAACGUGGCCUUUGCGGAGCUGAGGAAGCUGCUGCCGACGCUCCCACCGGACAAGAAGCUGUCCAAGAUCGAGAUCCUGCGACUCGCGAUCUGUUACAUGUCCUACCUCCACCACGUGCUGGAUGUUUAGAGGAGGAGGGACUGAGGCAGGAGGACUGCUGCUGGAUGACUUCUGGAUAUAUUGACACCAGAAGAUUUGAGGAAUACCCUGUACGUGCAUGUGGGCUUAUUAACUAUAAUGGCACACUGAGCAUCACAUUGAUUUGUGAUGCAGCUGCAGAACUACAAGCUGCUGUCAUCAAAAGGAUGAAAAGAAUGGAUCUAUCUUGAAAACUGCUGUAUAUUAUAUUUGUAUAGCCAAAAUACUAAAACAUUGCAAUGCUGCAUGGACCUUAAAAAAUGCAGCCUGCUCUAUGACUUUGUUUCCUGUUUGCACCAAUUUGUAAAUAUAAUUUAUUUAGAUUCAUGUGGGAUUCAGUUGCAGCCUGAAAUGAAGUCCAUGUGUUGAAAAUAAACUGUGGCAGCUUAAAUUUUUUUUAAGAAACCUGUUUAUUGUCAGUUAUCUUCUCUUACCCCAG
Molecule: messenger RNA, 902 nt
Organism: Sebastes umbrosus (honeycomb rockfish)
Lineage: Eukaryota; Metazoa; Chordata; Actinopteri; Perciformes; Sebastidae
Product: helix-loop-helix protein 2-like
Exons: 1
Coding region: 98-454 (118 amino acids)
Biological process (GO): regulation of transcription by RNA polymerase II
Molecular function (GO): RNA polymerase II cis-regulatory region sequence-specific DNA binding; protein dimerization activity; DNA-binding transcription factor activity, RNA polymerase II-specific
Source: RefSeq, a predicted model, not a curated record